AUGGAUACGGAACUAAACUCGCCGCCGCAUGAUGGUGGUGAAACCACGGACGCUUUUCGGAAGCCCUCCAACGAUGGGUCUUGCAGAAAGUAUCGCCGCCGAGCUUUAGCUGACAAUUUGUCAUCUUCAUCUGAUGGUAGUCAGGAACGUAAUCAGAGCCCUAAUAAUGCAAAGCAUUCUAAGGGAGAUAUUAGGAAAGUUUCUGAACCAGGUUAUGCGAGGAAAGAUGAUAGGCGGGAAUAUGAUCGCAGUCGCUAUGGUAGAGGGGGCAUUGAUUCACAUAGACAUGAUAGGUACUCUAGGGAUGAUAACUAUGGAUCAAAGCGUGAUGAGUAUAACAGUCAUGAGAGGGAUGCACCUCGCUCUAGCCGUGAUUCAAGGGGUGGUCAUCAUUCUGACCAUAGAAGAGUAGAGAGUGAACAUAGCAGGUCAAGAAAUGAUUCAGACAGACAUUCCCGUGAUAAGUAUAGCAAUUCUGGACAUAGAACCAAUAGUAACGAGAAAGGUGAAGAUUUUUCAUCUGAUAGAGCGGUAUCUGGUAGGAGACACGCAGACUCCAGAGUGGAAGAUAAAGAGAAGGAUUAUGUGCGGGGCAGAGAUCAUCAAGACGAGAAAAGAGGUUCACGCUGGACUUUUGGUGACCGCCAUUCCCGUGCUGAAAAGGAAUAUGAGGACCCUGAGAUUAACAAGGAGAAAGAGAUUCAUGUCAAAUCUCCGAGAGACCGUUCUGAAGGAAAUUUUGCAACUGAGAAUCGAGAUACUCAUUCCAAGAAACUGAAGGGGUUCAUUUCAGAGAAGUUUACCCAUGGCAAUACCACUGCAGAAGAGAAACAGACAUCGAGGUUUAAGCCAGCACUUGGUGCUAAUCAGGGUUUGUCACUGCAAUCUCAUUCAAAAGAAGAUGAAGUUUCUGGUGAUGUCGAUGCUGCAAAAGUUGCAGCUAUGCAGGCUGCUGAAUUAGUGAAUAAAAACCUUGUUGGAACGGGUUACCUGACCACAGAUCAAAAGAAGAAGUUAUUGUGGGGAAAGAAGAAAAGCACGGCUACAGAAGAGCCUGCUCAUCGUUGGGAUAGUGCACUGAUUGGUGACCGUGAACGACAAGAAAAGUUCAACAAACUUAUGGGUGUGAAAGGGAGUAUAGUAAACCAAGAGCAGAACCCGAACGAAGUCCAAGUCGAGAAGCAGAAAGAAUUGCAGAUGGAUCUAGAGAAGCAGUACACCGCGGGAUUAAGGAGGAGAGACGGACGUACGGUUUUGUUGUUACAUCGAUCUCGGAAUCAAUCAUUGAUACGUGAACGAUUUUGCUCACCGAUUGUUGCCUCGUCGCCUUCUCUUCACCGGACGAAGAUGAACGGCGGUCCCUCCGGUUUCCAUAAUGCUCCGGUAACGAAAGCCUUUGUCAUCACGAGCGCCCUUUUCACUGUCUUCUUCGGGAUCCAGGGUCGUUCUUCUAAGCUCGGUUUGUCUUACCAGGAUAUUUUUGAGAAGUUUCGGAUAUGGAAGUUAAUCAUGUCGACUUUUGCGUUCUCCUCCACACCAGAAUUGAUGUUCGGGUUGUAUUUGUUAUACUACUUCAGAGUUUUUGAGAGACAGAUUGGCUCAAAUAAGUACUCGGUUUUUAUCUUGUUCUCAGGGACUGUAUCUUUACUACUUGAGGUCAUUUUGUUAUCACUGCUUAAAGAUGCCACAGCAAACUUACUGACCUCUGGACCAUACGGCCUGAUAUUUGCUUCGUUUAUACCCUUCUACUUGGACAUUCCUGUUUCAACAAGGUUUCGUGUAUUUGGUGUCAAAUUCUCUGAUAAGUCAUUCAUAUAUCUUGCAGGAGUUCAGCUGCUACUAUCUUCGUGGAAAAGAUCCAUUAUUCCUGGAAUUUGCGGCAUAAUUGCUGGUUCCUUGUAUCGUCUGAAUGUCCUUGGCAUCCGCAAGGCAAAGUUCCCCGAGUUUGUGGCUUCAUUCUUUUCCCGCCUUUCUUUGCCGUCCUUCAGUAGCUUACCUCCGCCAGCACCAAGCAGGAAUAUCGUUGGGACUAUAGCACCCAACACAGGUCGCCGAGUAGAGAGAUCUCAGCCAGCUCCAAUGGCUUCAAGUGUGGAGCCAUCUGAGGAAGCCAUAGCUACAUUGGUAUCAAUGGGCUUUGACAGAAACGCAGCGAGACAGGCGCUCGUGCACGCCAGAAAUGAUGUCAACGCCGCCACAAACAUCCUUCUUGAAGCACAAUCCCACUAA
Molecule: messenger RNA, 2229 nt
Organism: Arabis nemorensis
Lineage: Eukaryota; Viridiplantae; Streptophyta; Magnoliopsida; Brassicales; Brassicaceae
Source: the annotation of a GenBank genome assembly